Messenger RNA from Lethenteron reissneri (Far Eastern brook lamprey), 3307 nucleotides. RefSeq names its product chloride intracellular channel protein 5-like. Lineage: Eukaryota; Metazoa; Chordata; Hyperoartia; Petromyzontiformes; Petromyzontidae. The record is from RefSeq and is a predicted model, not a curated record.
AAGCAGCAGAAUCAACAUCAGCAGGAGUGGCAGCAGCAGCAGGAGCAGGAGAAGGAGCAGCAGCAGUAGGAGGAGCAGCAGCAGGAGAAGUGGCAGCAGCAGUAGCAGGAGAAGGAGCAGUAGCAGUAGGAGGAGCAGCAGUAGCAGCAGUAGAAGGAGCAGCAGCAGCAGUAGGAGGAGCAGCAGCAGGAGAAGUGGCAGCAGCAGUAGCAGGAGAAGGAGCAGUAGCAGUAGGAGGAGCAGCAGUAGCAGCAGUAGAAGGAGCAGCAGCAGCAGUAGGAGGAGCAGCAGCAGGAGAAGUGGCUGCAGCAGCAGGAGUGGCAGCAGGAGAAGGAGCAGCAGCAGUAGGAGGAGCAGCAGUAGCAGCAGUAGAAGGAGCAGCAGUAGGAGAAGCAGCAGCAGGAGAAGUGGCAGCAGCAGUAGGAGGAGCAGAAGCGAGAGCGGCACCGUCAACAAAAAGAGGAAGUAAGCCCCAGGAGGAGGGGCAGUGUGAGGAGACGCAGCGGCAGAAGCAGCAGGGAGACGGGAAUAACGGAGUCAUCAGCAGCAGCAGCGGAGAUGUCUCGGGAGCGAGCCCCUGUGAUCGAACUCUUCGUGAAGGCCGGCACCGACGGAGAACGCAUCGGGAACUGCCCCUUCUCGCAGCGCCUCUUCAUGCUGCUGUGCCUCAAGAAAGCCGAGUUCAAGAUCGUCCUCGUCGACCCACGCAGGAAGCCGGCCAGUCUCGCAAAGCUCGCUCCAGGCACCCAGCCCCCCUUCCUCACCUACAACGGGGGAGUCAAGACGGACACCAUCAAGAUCGAGGAGUUUCUCGAGGAUGUGCUGUGUCCUCCAAGGUACCCAAAGCUGGUAGCCAACAACCCCGAGUCAAACACAGCUGGGAGCGACGUCUUUGCCAAGUUUUCUGCGUUCAUCAAGAACACGAGCAGCGCCAACAAUGACGCGCUGGAGAAGGCGCUGCUGAAGGCGCUGGGCCGCCUGGACGACUUCCUCGCGACUCCGCUGCCGGACGAGGAGGCGGUGGAGGGCGAGGACGGGACGCCCGGCACGAGAUCCACGCGCAGUUUCCUGGACGGAGAGCGGCUCACGCUCGCCGACUGCAACCUGCUGCCCAAGCUGUACACCGUGCAGGUCGUCCUGAGGAAGUUCAAGGGAAUGGAGAUCCCCGCGCAGUUCACGGGGAUUGCGCGGUACCUCAAGCACGCGUGCGCGCAGCCCGAGUUCACCGACACGUGCCCGGCCGACAGCGAAAUCGAAGCGGCCUACACCGCCGUGGCCCGGCCCCUCGCAUAGACGCGGCGCGACCGCAUGGCACGGCACGGCACGGCUCGGCAUGGCGUGGCACGGCAUGGCUCGGCACGGCGUGGCAUGGCGGGUGUAACGGCCGCUCCCCCUUACUCCUAACGCAUUGCAGCAUCAGCUCUGUCCCUGGUUUUCCACCGUUGACCAAUCCAGACAUGUCUCUCGCUCAGCACUAGGCCUAUUCACAUUCGUGCAGCGUACUGUAAUAGCCAACAACACGAUGUAUGUUGAACUUCUUUCGCGCCGUACGUAGUCAACCGCGCUAAUCGGAGGUGCGGGGAAGGAUAGCGACAUAUCGGCCACCGAGGCAUUGUGGGACAUUGAGUCGUCACACGUUCCAUGGCUCAACGUCAACCAACGUUGGACCAACGUUGGCAUCUGCGUGACUGCCAUACUCGUUUCUGUGUAGCUGCCAUACUUUUUAAUCUCUAUUUAAACUAUAAACACAUUUUUAUUUGACCAGGUAAGGCCCACUGAGCUGUGUAGCUCUUUAUCAGAAGCGAUCUGGCCACAAAUGACAGCUCAACGAAGUGGCUCAGAAUGUGGACAUUUAUAGCAGCCAAAUACCCUAAAAGCACGUUGAUUCUAAAUGUGGAGGGAAACACCGGAGGACCUGGAGAAAAAUCCACGCGACCACGGGGAGAGAAAGAGAGACGCGCAAACUCCAAAUAUACAGCAGCAGGCGUCAGGGUUGGGAUCGAACCCACGACCUCCUGUACACCAGGCGAGGUAGUUAACAUCUCGCGACGGUGGCGCCCACUUGAGCGUCUUCACGGCAGCCUGCUACGUGGGGAGCACGCGCCUGAAAGUCAAUUUAAAGUUUGUUUUCUCACGAGCAGAGAGUCACAUGGGUGUCGUGGCAGUCAAUUGCAAAGCAGCUGAGGUGUGAGUCGACAAGAUAAGAGUCUGAAAAAUAAGAAAAUGUUUUACCCCUUCUGGCAAUAGAACAGGAGUUGUGUUAAGAUGUUCAAACGCCAAAUAGAAACCCUUUGCAAGGACUCAAGUGCGAACCACUCACAUCAACCAAACACGGUACUUGUGGCGAACAUGGAAACAAACGCGCUCUGAUGAUAAUAAUUCACGGCAUAGUCUUUGAAGCCGAUUGGCCUUCACCGUACACAGCAGCUUCUUCCGUGUCCUUGUCUCACGAGUGUCAGAGCAGAGAACAACGCCAACAUGUGAACGGAUGAGAGCCGUUUGGUUGUUGUUUGCGCUCGUUGCGAUGCCCCUUCAAUCCACACAUUUAAGCCGCGCUGGCACCUGCGCCAAUAAUCACAAUUCCGACUGACAGAGCUGUCCGUUGUGUAUGUUGAACUUCUUUCGCACCAUACGUACGCUAAUCGGAGGUGCUGCGUUUGAAGCUACAUCGUUAGUGUGCUAUGAAGGAGGGCCACAUUACCCAGACACGUUGCCUUGUUACACAUUCUUCCUUUUAAGGCGACACACAGCGUUACCUGCUGAUCCGCCCAGGCUGGACAUGUGUGAAAAGAGCUUCACAGCUCAUCGGAUUCCUCCCCAAGUCUAAAUAAAACAUUCCGAUUCAGUGGCAUUGUUGUUGUUGUUGACGAGCGUGUUGAGUUGUUGAUUGCGAGCUGAUGCUUGCGCACCUGCUGCCACCGCAGCGUCUUUCGCAUGGAUUCAGAGCGGCAGGUUAAAGGUGUAAGGAUCUUUGCGAGGACAUCUGUCUCCGCUCGGGAUAGGCCCUCAACAUGUCGCUGGCAAGGACGAACCAAGGGGUCCGAUGGAUCGGUUCGUCUGGCCCUGAGGAGGACCUUUGUUGCCAGGCUUGUUGUUUCUGCAUGGCGACGUUACGGUUGGUUUCCUUCGCGAUGUCGUCCCUUACGAACUUCGUCGUUGAACUUCGUUGCCGCAACCGUGUGGGGCCGCGAGAAGGCUGACAGCACCCCGCCGCAUCAUCCGCAACAGCGUCACCAGAGGUCGCAAGUGUAGUGUAACAGUGCCAGCUGGUGGACAACAGCGCCGGCUGGCGGACAGACAGCGCACA